This is a messenger RNA of Erpetoichthys calabaricus (reedfish), 2882 nucleotides long. RefSeq names its product cell division cycle 14B (gene cdc14b). Gene Ontology annotation, molecular function: protein tyrosine/serine/threonine phosphatase activity; protein serine/threonine phosphatase activity. The transcript has 17 exons. Gene Ontology annotation, cellular component: nucleolus; mitotic spindle; centrosome. The record is from RefSeq and is a predicted model, not a curated record. Lineage: Eukaryota; Metazoa; Chordata; Cladistia; Polypteriformes; Polypteridae. Bases 379 to 2058 code for a protein of 559 amino acids. Gene Ontology annotation, biological process: cilium assembly; protein dephosphorylation; regulation of exit from mitosis.
GCAGUUUUUUCUCCCUUUUUCAAAUGUAGUUUAGGAGUAGUGAGGUAGUUCGCUAGUUAGUUAGUUUUUUAUUUAUGUAUGUAUGUUGUUUUUAAUAACUUUUUUGUUUUAAGUAGUUUUCCUUUUGAAGAUUUACAUUUUAAAUUACUGCCAAAUGACAGAUAUAAUCUUUUCGGUCCGUGCAUUAGAUUGUGUUAUUUUAUUUCUUGUGAGGAUGUAUACAUGAAAUGACGAUUUGAACACGCAAGUGUUUUACUUUGGAAACGGUUUAAUCCCUCCUCAAAUUUUUUAAUUGAAGACCAAGAGCUGAUGACGGAUUUUUUUUCAAGCUGAAAUUCUAUUUAUGCGAUUUACAUAGGCGGGGAAUUUAAACUCAUAAUGGCUGACGGAAGCAAUUUGGUUGACGGAAUGAAAUUUAUACAAGAUCGUUUGUAUUUUUCCAUUUUGCAACAUAAACCUAAAAGUAACGCAGAGAGGCACUAUUUCUCCAUAGAUGACGAGCUCUCAUACGAAAACUUUUAUGCCGACUUUGGACCCCUUAAUUUAGCUAUGUUUUACCGUUAUUGUUGCAAAUUAAACAAAAAGCUUAAGUCCUUCACACUCUCAAAAAAGAAAAUUAUUCACUAUACCUGUGGAGACCAAAAGAAGCAAGCAAAUGCUGCUUAUCUCAUUUAUUCUUAUGCUGUUGUGUACCUAAAGAAAACUCCUGAAGAAGCUUAUACGCUGCUAACCUCUGAAAAGACAUCCUUCCUUGUAUUUAGAGAUGCUUCUUUUGGCACUUGCACCUACAAUCUAAGCAUCCUUGACUGUCUACAUGGCAUUAAUAAGGCUUUUCAGUAUGGCUGGUUAGACUUUAAUAACUUCGAUGUUGAAGAGUAUGAGCAUUACGAGAGAGCAGAAAAUGGAGAUUUUAACUGGAUAAUUCCUGGAAAAUUUUUAGCAUUCAGUGGACCCCACUCCAAAAGCAAAAUUGAAAAUGGUUAUCCUUUGCAUGCUCCAGAAGCUUACUUUCCCUACUUCAGGAAACACAACAUAACUACAGUAAUUCGAUUAAAUAAGAAAAUGUAUGAUGCCAAACGAUUUACUGAUCUUGGGUUUGAGCACCAUGAUCUUUUCUUCGUUGAUGGAAGCACACCAAGUGAUGCCAUUGUUAGGAAGUUUCUGAAUAUUUGUGAAAAUGCCGAAGGUGCUAUUGCAGUACAUUGCAAAGCUGGGCUUGGGCGGACAGGAACUCUUAUAGGAUGUUACAUGAUGAAACAUUAUAGGAUGACCACUGCUGAAACCAUUGCCUGGAUCAGAAUAUGUAGGCCAGGGUCUAUCAUUGGCCCUCAGCAAAACUUCUUGCAAGAGAAAGAGUCAAGUCUUUGGUCAGAUGGGGAUGUCUUUCGUGCAAAAAUGAAGCAGCAACAGAAGGGAACCAGCCGAGUUGCUGUAACUCGAAUAUUAUCUGGAGUUGAUGAUAUUUCAAUUAAUGAUAAUACAAACAGAACUAGUGGCAAACUGGAGAUUGAAUGGUAUGAUGUUGAGGAUGAAAGGAGUAGCAUUACUCAAGGGGAUAAACUACGUGCCUUGAAAAGCAAAAGACAAGCUAGAAUUUCAGCAGGGUCAUUAACAUCAGAAGAAAAUAAAAUCCAUACAAGAUCAUCUUCACAAUCAUUUAGAAUCAUUUUGCAAAGCAGUAAGUCUUCUACAUUUUCCGCUGGCAUGGGUAAAAGAACAAGAUUCAGCAAUGGCCUCAGCAACAAGGACAGCCAGUUGUUAAACCACAGACUAGCAAAGUCUCUAGGCAACUUGCAUGCAUUGGCUAAAGACCAGGAGUCAACCAAGAAUGAGGCAAAAUAUGGCAGUAAACAUUUAACCAAUUCAGCCAUCCAGAGGAGCAUCCUAAACAAAGUAAACUACACCUCACUGAGAUCUGCCACAGAGAACCUUCCGAACAUCUCUCGGCCAUUUCAGUUUUUAAGCCGCUCUUUUCCUCCUGCUUCUUCGGAGAGGGAGAAAGACCCGGCAUACUUUGCAUCAUAUGCGCUUAAUCAGAUUAUGUCCCUCCAUACCUAAAGCCAGGGCUCCACUGCUCCGUUGAAGCUGGAAAGAAGACUUGGAGUCUAUGAUUAAAAUGCACUUUUUCAGCGACAAGUUGGCUGUAUUGAAAUGGAAUAAGACAAUUUCAGUGUCUGUUUAUAUGACACAAAACAAAGACUGGACUGGGUUUAAUUCUUCUACCUAAGAUAACAACAGUAUUAAGACUGCACGGGCUGCAGUAGGGGACCAAAUGUGAAGGCAAUCAUUUACUGUAUUUAUAUUUUUAAUGGAGAUUGCAUCAUUUCUGAAAUGCCUGGACAAUUGUUGACCCGAGUGUGCAUAGGAUAAGGGGAUUUGCAUAUUGUUAUGCAGCUAAUAGCUUUAAAUUACAUUUUGCUUUAUGUAGGAGGCUAAAAUGUGAAAAAUGCAGUGAAGCUAUUUAUAUGUUAAAAAAAAAAAAAAAGUACCCCUGGAUGUGACAUCAGCGCUAUGUACUGAAACAACUGUUACAGUGUACAAUUGUUGCAGAGACUGAUAAAGAAAUGAGUUAAACUGUUCAUUUACACUAAUCCUGGAUAAUUAUGUAAUUCUUGUAAUUUUAUAUAUUUGGUACUUUUUCAUAUUUUUUUAAAGAGAUGUAAUUUUUUGGCAUUGUGAUUUUUACACUUGAAAUACUAGACCAUUGUAUUAUGUACAUAAAAUUUAUAUAUUCUCUGGAAUAUGUGCAUGUAUUAUAUAUAAAUAUACCAAAAAUGGUUUUCAUUUGUUUUCUAACCCAUAUAAUGCCUUGUUUAUACUUUAGUUACACAGUUAUUGAAUUAUUGGUAUAGGCUGUAAAUACCAAUAAAAUUCUAAACUCA